Messenger RNA from Musa acuminata AAA Group (dessert banana), 2320 nucleotides. RefSeq lists its product as uncharacterized. Gene Ontology annotation, biological process: carbohydrate transport. The record is from RefSeq and is a predicted model, not a curated record. Gene Ontology annotation, molecular function: symporter activity. The coding region runs from base 651 to 2012 and encodes 453 amino acids. The transcript is spliced from 13 exons. Gene Ontology annotation, cellular component: plasma membrane. NCBI's taxonomy places the organism in Eukaryota, Viridiplantae, Streptophyta, Magnoliopsida, Zingiberales, Musaceae.
UUGCCUCCUCUUCUCCUCCGCAGAAACAGUUGGUGAUUCUUUGUGUGCAAAUCUUGGUUGCACGAUCUGCGAUCGACUGCCUUGGUGGUGUUUAUCGUGUCUUGUGUCGAUUGGUUUGUGAAGUUACCUGGGUUUGAUGCUCUGAGUGGAUUCCAAGAACUCAUUCAUUGUCUUGAGUUUUGUUCUUGAGUUUUGUUUAUUGACUUUGAAUGGCACUUUCUUGAGUCUCAUUCGUUGCCUACUGUCUUGCGCGCUAUGCACGAUGCUGAUUUCUAUCGACGUGGGCGAAUGGUGCUGAUUUCACCUGCGGUACCUACUAACAUAUCCUCUGUGUAUAACGUGAAUAGGAUAGUUAAUCUGUGGGUUCUUCAGCUUUGAAGAUGUUGAAGUAAAUUGAUACUAGUGUUAUUAUCCAUUAAUUUGAUUUCAAUUUUUCAAGAACUGCUGCAAAACUUUAGGCAAGACAGGGGUUCCUUGUUUGCCAAAACCUUCUUUACAUGUAAAGGAAUGUGACAUACAGAUUAGUAGAUAAUGCGAUUUUUCAUCCUUCUGGAGUUUUCUUGAUAUGGAAUGACUGGAGAAAUUACUCAAGUCAACAAGGCUACUAAACCAGAGGCAUUUUCAAGAAAAUUAUCGUUUUGUAUUUUACAAUGGUUCGUCAUUUAGUUGGUGACGCGUCAUCUGAAGAAGCACAAAAUGGGACUCCUGUAGGAAGAUUAACUGCACUUUCGUAUGGUGCUGGUCACAUGCUAAAUGAUAUCACGUCAGCAUGUUGGUUUACUUAUUUGCUGUUGUUCCUGACGGAUAUAGGACUAAGUCCAAGGGAUGCAGCCAUUGUCAUGCUAUCUGGCCAAAUUGCUGAUGCCUUCGCUACAGUAUUUGCUGGAGAACUGAUAGACUGCUUCGGGCACUUCAAACUAUGGCAUGCUGGAGGAUCUUUUCUGGUUGCUGUCUCUUUCUCUUCUGUAUUUGGUAGCUGCCUCUUCUGUAAAAUCAUAGGCAGUAACUCGCCUACACUGCAAACUAUUGGUUACAGCAUUUUUGCUGCAAUUUUCAACGUGGGUUGGGCUGUCACCCAAGUUUCACACAUGUCCAUGGUGAAUUGCAUCACUCUUGAUCCUACAAGCAGAGUUGCACUUGCAAGCUGUCGAAAUGCCUUCACAAUGGUAGCCAAUCUCAGUCUCUAUGCAGUUGCUUUAUGUGUUUUCAGUGUUUAUAAUUCCAGAGCCUCUGCUGACAUCAAGAUUCAGUACCGCUGGAUUGCAUACUUGUCCAUUUUCAUUGGAUGCUUCUUUGUGGUCUUAUUCCUAGUUGGUGUCAAAGAACCACGGUUGAAGCAGGAAAUCCAAUGCAAAAAAAUUUCCAGGAUCUCAUGGGCCCACUGGUUCAAGAAAAUACUCUACUAUCAAGUUGCACUUGUUUAUACACUCACUCGGCUAGUGACAAAUGUUUCACAGGCACUGCUUGCUUUUUAUGUCACUAAUGAAUUGGGCAUGAGCGAUUCAUCAAAGGCUUUGGUGCCUGCUAUUAUCUAUAUUUGCAGCCUUCUGGUGUCUGUCAUUCUGCAGGAGAUCAGAUGGUCUGGGUGGCGUCUUAAGUUAUUCUUUACUGCUGGAGCCAUCUUGUGGGUGUUCUCCGGUGCAGGAAUAUUUGUUCUUCCACCUAGCAAGCACAACUAUAUAUACAUACUCUCAAUAAUUGUUGGUGCUGCUAAUGCGUUGAUGAUGGUGACUGGAAUUAGCAUGGAAAGUACCCUGGUUGGUGAAGAUCUAAACGGAUGUGCUUUUGUUUAUGGAUCACUAAGUUUUCUAGAUAAAUUGUCAUGCGGCCUUGCUUUAUAUGCUCUCGAGUCAUAUGAAGGUUCAUCCGAUGUCAGUGUCAAUUACUCGAUUACAAGAUAUGGUAUCGGAGCAGUUCCUGCUGCUUGUGCUCUUCUUUCUGCUGUCGUCACGUAUACGAUGAAACUUACGGACUCCUCUUCCAUUCCUUUGGUUGAACCUUUGAUUGCAUAAUGCUGGCGAAACCAGAAGUACGGGUGCUGCCUAAAUGUUCUCCACAGAUUGAUACUUCGAUUGCUGAUAAGGAAUAAGAAAAGGAAACCUUAUAUUUUGUUCAAUUAUAAUAGAGAGUUGAAAGGUUGGAGAAGAGAGAUUAUUUUAGGACAGCAUUCUACUCCGCGUAGAAUCUUCCUAAUAAACAUGAUAGAUGCAUGGGGUGGCCGCUUCUAGCAGGAAUAGAUGCCUGCAGAUGAUUGUAAUUUAAAAACGUAUUUCAUUUGUUACUGCACAUCGAUCAUCUAUACAGUAAAUAUUAUUUCCAA